Ailuropoda melanoleuca (giant panda) is the source of this 5974-nucleotide messenger RNA. RefSeq names its product dpy-19 like C-mannosyltransferase 3 (gene DPY19L3). Gene Ontology annotation, cellular component: nuclear inner membrane. The transcript is spliced from 19 exons. The coding region runs from base 178 to 2328 and encodes 716 amino acids. The record is from RefSeq and is a predicted model, not a curated record. Gene Ontology annotation, molecular function: mannosyltransferase activity. Lineage: Eukaryota; Metazoa; Chordata; Mammalia; Carnivora; Ursidae.
UCGCUGCCUGGUCCUCUCUGUCCCCGCGGCGCGUUGCGGGCCGUUCUGCGGCCCCGCCCCCGCAGCCCUCGGCGUCCCCCCGGCCGGCCGGCCUCCUUCCCCGCCCGGAGCCGCGCGCCAGGACGGCUGAGGCCGGAGGAGUGGUUGGAAGAACAAUGCAUGUAAGUCGUUGACACCAUGAUAUCCAUCAGGCAAAGAAAAGGAGUGAAAACCACAGAAGUUUCUGAGGAUUAUGCAGCACAAGAAGCAAAUGUGAAGUUGGAAAAUAAAUUGCCAUCUGGUUGUACCACUAGAAAGUUAUGGAAGCUUCUGUCAUUUACGGUUGGUGGAACCGUUGCCCUUUGCAUCGGACUCCUAACAUCUGUCUACCUGGCCACUUUACAUGAAAACGAUUUGUGGUUUUCUAAUAUUAAGGAAGUGGAGCGAGAAAUCUCAUUCAGAACAGAAUGUGGGCUGUAUUACUCCUACUACAAGCAAAUGCUGCAGGCUCCAACCCUCAUGCAAGGUUUUCAUGGCUUAAUAUAUGAUAACAAAACUGAGUCUAUGAGGACAAUUAACCUUCUUCAACGCAUGAAUAUUUACCAAGAAGUUUUUCUCAGUAUUUUAUAUAGAGUCCUACCCAUACAGAAAUAUUUAGAGCCAGUUUAUUUUUAUAUUUACACCUUGUUUGGACUGCAGGCGAUCUAUGUCACAGCCCUGUACGUAACCAGCUGGCUACUUAGUGGGACGUGGCUGUCGGGGCUUCUAGCAGCGUUCUGGUAUGUCACCAACAGAAUAGAUACCACAAGGGUGGAGUUUACCAUCCCACUGAGGGAGAAUUGGGCUCUGCCAUUCUUUGCGAUUCAGAUAGCAGCAAUCACGUAUUUCCUGCGACCAAACUUGCAGCCUCUUUCUGAAAGGCUGACACUUCUUGCCAUUUUCAUAUCAACUUUUCUCUUUAGCCUGACAUGGCAAUUUAAUCAAUUUAUGAUGCUGAUGCAAGCAUUAGUGCUGUUCACACUGGACUCCUUGGACAUGCUGCCGGCAGUGAAGGCGACAUGGCUGUACGGCAUCCAGAUGACAGGUUUGCUCCUGGUCUGCAUCCUUCAGUUUUUUAAUUCUAUGAUUCUUGGAUCAUUGCUUAUCAGUUUUAAUCUUUCAGUAUUAAUUGCAAGAAAACUUCAGAAAAAUCUGAAGACUGGAAGCUUCCUUAAUAGGCUUGGGAAACUAUUGUUACAUUUAUUUGCAGUUUUAUGUUUGACACUUUUUCUCAACAACAUUAUUAAGAAAAUUCUUAAUCUGAAGUCAGACGAACACAUAUUUAAAUUUCUGAAGGCAAAAUUUGGGUUUGGAGCAACAAGAGAUUUUGAUGCAAAUCUGUAUCUGUGUGAAGAAGCAUUUGGCCUCUUACCUUUUAAUACAUUCGGAAGGCUUUCAGAUACUCUCCUUUUUUAUGCUUACAUAUUUGUUCUGUCCAUCACAGUGAUGGCAGCCUUAGCGGUCGCCUUUCAUAAUCUCAGUGAUUCUACAAGCCAACAAUCCACGGGUCAAAUGGGAAAGUGCACGAUCAUCCUGAAACCAGAAACUGCUUACAACCUAAUACAUACCAUUCUGUUUGGAUUCUUGGCAUUGAGUACAAUGAGAAUGAAAUACCUCUGGACGUCGCACAUGUGUGUGUUCGCGUCGUUUGGCUUAUGCAGCCCUGAAAUAUGGGAGUUACUCCUGAAGUCGCUCCAUCUUUAUAACCCAAAGAGGAUAUGUAUAAUGCGAUAUUCAGUACCGAUAUUAAUACUGCUGUAUCUGUGCUAUAAGUUCUGGCCAGGAAUGAUGGAUGAGCUCUCCGAGUUGAGAGAAUUCUAUGAUCCAGACACAGUGGAGCUGAUGAACUGGAUUAACUCUAACACUCCAAGGAAGGCGGUGUUCGCUGGGAGCAUGCAGCUGCUGGCCGGAGUCAAGCUGUGCACCGGGAGGACCUUGACCAACCACCCGCACUACGAAGACAACAGCCUGAGGGAGCGGACCAAAGCGGUUUAUCAGAUAUAUGCAAAGAGGUCCCCGGAGGAUGUGCAUGCCCUCCUGAGGUCCUUUGGUGCUGACUACGUCAUCCUGGAAGAUAGCAUUUGCUACGAACGAAGGCACCAGCGGGGCUGCCGGCUGCGGGACCUGCUGGAUAUCGCCAAUGGGCACAUGAUGGAUGGCCCAGGAGAGAAUGAUCCCGAUUUGAAACUUGCAGGCCACCCUCGCUUCUGUGAAGAGAUAAAGAAAAACCUGCCACCCUACACAGCAUACUUCACUAGAGUGUUCCAGAACAAAACAUUCCACGUUUACAAGCUAUCAAGAAACAAGUAACCAAGCUCUCUGUUCAACCUCUAUUUUUGAUACAUGAAGGUCCAUCCUAAUGAAACUCAACAGUAACAUUUCAUAUGUCGUUAGGUAGCCUGUACCACAAAGCUGUGAUAUGAGUAAGUUGUAGAGAUGUUUACACAAGCGUUACCGUCCUUGACAGUAUCUUACACAAGCUUCUGUCUUUUCUAUCUUGUUUCAUUAAUGUUCUUUAGCCUAAACGUUCUCAACUUUCUAGGACUGGUCUAGAAUCUCAUUGUUGGGGAGAACACUAAGUGGGCCACAGCAGCCUGAACAGCCACACAUCAUGGUGGAAACCCAGAGGCUGUUCAGCAUUGAGAUACUGUUCACUGACUUCAGACAGCUAUGGUGGAAUCGAAUGAAGGGGAUGCAUAAUUAAAUUCUUAAGUAUUAUUUCAUUAGUGAAGACCAAGGGAUGGCUUUUUAAAAAGCUCCUUAUCAUCCUAUUUCACCUAAAUUUUUUAUAAUGUUUUCCAACUGUCAUGCUUUUAAUAUUUUUUUAAAAAUCAUGUUAGGUCUUUAUAUACAUCUAAAACUUUUCGUUGUGCCCUGUCUGAAAUGUAAAGUGUAGCACUUCAGUAUACGUGUCAUGUGUCGUGUGUGUGUGUGUGUGUUACGUGUACGCGCAUGUGGGUGCAUGUUUUAAUGCUGGAUACAGAAAAGUGUGACAAAUUCCUUAUUGUAAGUUGUGAAAGGAGCCGAAAUGUGAUGUAGCCAAGCGGGUUUUGUUACUGUUUAGUGUUAUUUUAAAAUCUAUUGAUACUAUUCAGCCUAUCUUGCAAGUAAGAAAAUUUUUCUUCAUUUCUUACUCAUUUAAAUUUACUGGGUUUGCGAAAUUUUCUAAACUUUUUGUUUUUAGCCUUUGUAUUUUUUACAGCCUAGAACCUUGCAAAGUCUGAAUAUUUUUAAAAUGUUCUAUCUUAACUAAUUCACUAAUACAAUAUUUUUGGCAGAGAGCAUUUUCAUACCAAAUUUGAUUUGUGGUCUCCAAUCUUACUGUGAGGGCCUGGGUCGUGUUAUUCUUUUUCUUACUAAAAGGUAACCAAGUGCCUCUAAGUCACGCUUAUUUGUAAACAACAAAGAGUAUUAUGUAUACCUGUUCAAAAAGUUUUUGAUAAUUGCUUUUAUAAUUAAUUUCUAAUGAGGGGGACAUGUAAAAGUUGCUGAUAAAAGCAUAUUGCACAUUUAAUUAAAUCAAGAUGGUUAAUGAAAUUAACUUUCUCCCCUGUUCUUGCCAGUUGAAAAUGAUGUAAAGGUUUCUCCUUGCAGUUGUACUGAAGUAAAUUACCGUACGCAUCAAGAUAGAUAUAUCACAUUUUCAAAUUAUUUCACAUUCCUACUUAUUAAACAGUAUUCAAAAAGAAAUGUUACACUGUCAUGUUGGACUCCAGGAUACUCAGUUUUUUUAUCAAAACUUAUUUAAAUAAAAAAUUGACACUGGCUGGGUUACUAAAUUAUGCAGCUGAAACUCCUGAAUUAUGUCUUUCCUGUAUCCUGUAAUAAGGUUGGAGACCACUGCAGGUUAGGAUAAUACAAUAAUAAAACACUUUAAUCAGUACUAAAACUUUAAUUAAGCCAGUAAUGAUGCAUGCCUAGUGUGGCUGACAGCAUGGGUCAGUACAUCCUUCAGCGAGUGCCUUACUCUUAAUUGAAACGAAGCACAUGUAAGGUACAUGUUAGACCAUGUAGUUUCGUUUUUCAAGUCGUCUAUUAACUUCCUGAUAGAUUUCGGUUUUAUUUUAACUAUUUCUAUAUGCACUAAUCUAAGCAUUUGGGUAUGUGGAGUCUCAGUAUAAGAAACAUGUACUUAAAUUUGUAUGCUUAUCGAUAACCACCACCUUGAUGGCACACAGGAAUCUUUUUCUCCUAGUGUAGGUGCCAUUGUUGCCAAGACAUCGAGUGUUGAGUCUUCAGUGAAAAAUAUAAAGUGCCAAAAAAAAAAAAAAAUCUUGCAAGACAGAAUCCAUGCAUAUACUCUUUCCAAGACACUGUGACCGUGUAGAGUAGACAUUUUUCUUUUCUGAUGACCACGUCUGUCAACAAAUCAUGUUAAACAUUGUUAAUGCUCAUCAGUUUCUCUUUUAUGACCUUCUCAUCGGAGUCCACAGGAAGAAAGAGGAAGAGUGACUGACUCCUGGCCCUCUACCAAGCCAGAGCACGUCACCCGGGGCCUUCGCUCCCCGCCACACAGAUCUCAGCGGCUGUGUUAAUAUUUGGUAAUAGCCUCAAAUUGUGGCUGUUUUUUUUAUGGGUAGAGUAACCACUUGAUUUUGCUUCAGAGUUAGCGUUCAGAAGAACCUCUAAGUACAGUAAGUGCUCUUAAUGACCUUCUGCUUACGUGACUCACCAGAUUCCCCGACAGUCUCCAUCCCUCCUGUGAGCUGACUGACCAGGCCGCUCCCCGUGUCCCCUCCUGCCUGUGCUCCCUCCUGUGCGCUCUGUGCCCCUGCCGAACUGCUCUGUGCCAGUUCUCCUUCUUGUUGUGAGGACACAGUUCAACACAGACCUAGGAAAUAGGGGUGUAAAAAGCAAGGGUCAUUUCUGUGAACAUUAACUGGAAUGUUUUGGUAAGGUUUGAUGAAGGUCGAGUUGCUAACAAAAAUUGCUUCUAAAUAAAUUAGGUGUGGUUGGGAAAAUUCUAAAUUAUUGGGAAAACAUAAAAUUCAAGAAAAUUUCUGAGCUUCGGUUGCUUUAUAGAUUUAAGUACUCACUCUGCCUUUAAAAAUAUCUAGACUGACCAGAGGUAUUAAAAUGUACCCGAACCAUAUUACUGUAUGAUUUAUGCAAGCCUAGAACUGGAAUCGUUGAACCCUUAUUGCAAAGGAAAGACCUUGGUUUCACAGCAGAUUAGCAAAUGAAUGGACAAUUAUACAUUUAAAGUUAUGAUUCCCUGCUGAAAUCUACUGGCUUCAUUAAAUGGCUGAUGCUGAUCUCAGUGGCUAAUAGAGAUUCUACUACAGUUGAAAGGUUCCAGUCACUCUUUUAUUACAGACUUGAGAAGUAGGGAUUCAUUUCAGAUACAUGAGCCAGGAGCAUAGUUAGGUGUUAUCUAGGCCAUCUGUUGUCCACUUAGAGAUGAUUUUCUUGAACUUUGUGAGGUCAGCGAGGGGUGUGUGUGUGUGGGUGUGCGUGCAUGCGUGUGCGCGCGUGGGGGGUAGGGCAAGGACAGAUGUAGAGGUUCAUCUGGUCCGCAUCUUUACUUCACAAAUUAGCUAAACAUGUUUAUUCUGAUCCCACGUGACUCAGACGUCUUUUUGUCUAAGAUGUACCAAUUUUAGCUCAUCUUUUCCAAAAGCUACCUGAGUUAACAUAGAAAUACUCCAUUUUUAAAAUUUCAUUUAAACCUUGGAAUUAAUAGGAAGAUACUAAAACAUGCUCAGAUCGUGUAUCUUGGUUAAUAUGCUCCCAGAUGCUUUAUAUAUGACAACCUUUUGGCCCAGAAGAGAGUGCUUUUCUGUUGAUGGAAAAAAACUUUUAAGAUGAGAGUAGAGUGGCUUGCUUUCUUGUAGCAACUGGCAACUGGCUUUCUGUAUUUAACAUCCUCUGGGUAAAAUCUUACAAAGAGCUUUUAUAAUUUGUUGUACUGAAUUGUACGGAGAUUAUAUACUAAAUAAAGCUCUUUUAAAGUACA